UCGAGAACGCCUGAACGCGGGGCGCGCUGGAAACGCCUGAAUGCGGGGCGCGCUGGAAACGCGACUUGAUGACGCAGGCGUCGGCCGUCAGGAGCCAGCCCUGGAGCCAUUGAAGUGCGCACUCUUGACAGGCUGCUUGACGGGCUGCGGCGGCACCGGGUGUCCGUCUUGUCCGCGCUUGUCCGCGCUGAGAAGAGGCGGUGGCCCUGCCCGCGGUGGCAUGAAUACCUGGCAGCGUCGGGGCGCGUUCGAGUCGGGGACGGGGUCCGAGGAGGCCAGCUCUUCGCUCUCAGGAAUGAGACGCCGGGCCGCCCCUUCCCCUUCUGGAAGCUCGCCGUCCCUGCCGCCGCGGAAGCUGCUGGCCCUGCCUAACACACCCCCGACCAACGAGGACCUGACGAGGCUUUUCAAGUGUCGGGAAUGCUCGGACUUUGCGUUGCCGCCCAUCAUUCAGUGUGAGAGUGGCCAUCUUGUGUGCGGCAGCUGUCGCCCGAAACUCUCGCGCUGUCCAAUCUGCAGGAUCUAUUUGGGAUCGAUUCGCAACCUGGCGCUGGAGAACCUGGCGGAAUCCCUGCUGUUCCCGUGUAAAUACAUCGCUUCGGGGUGCGAGGUGACGCUGCGGCACACCGUGAAGGCAGACCAUGAAGAGAUGUGUCGGUUUAGGCCGUAUCCGUGCCCGUGCCCCGGUGCUGAGUGUAUCUGGCGAGGCCCUCUGGAUGCUAUGACAGCCCAUCUGUUGCAGCACCAUGACUCCCUGAAAACCCUGCACGGAGACGAGGUCCUUUUCCAAGCUACAGGCAUUAACCUUCCUGAUGCUGCUCCCUGGGUGAUGCUGCAGUCCUGUUUUGGCUAUUAUUUCAUUCUUGUUUUGGAGAAACAGGAGAACUACGACGGUCACCAGCAGUUCUUUGCCAUCGCACAGCUGAUAGGAACACGCGAGCAAGCUGAAAAAUUUACUUUUCGAUUUAAACUCAUAGGUGAGAUGCAGCGUUUGACCUGGGAAGGGACCCCGACAUCGAUUGAUGAGGGGAUCGCAGCAGCCAUUGCGAAGAACAACUGCCUCGUCUUUGAGACCAGCAUUGCGCAACUUUUUGCCAAAAAUGACAACUUGAACAUCAAGGGAACUGUUUCCAUGCAUUAAAAUGACCAUCAAAGAUUUUCUGGACAGUGUUGAAGACCAUUGUGUUGAGUUUCACAGCGAAUAAGGCAUCCAUCUGCCUGCCAAUGUUAAACUUUUGAGGGGUGGAAGCCAGACACAUAAAGAUGAAUAAAAGGAAAGGCUAUUAAAUACAGGAAACAGGGGCGCCUGGGUGGCUCAGUCGGUGGAGUG
Molecule: messenger RNA, 1330 nt
Organism: Suricata suricatta (meerkat)
Lineage: Eukaryota; Metazoa; Chordata; Mammalia; Carnivora; Herpestidae
Product: E3 ubiquitin-protein ligase SIAH1-like
Exons: 1
Coding region: 41-1141 (366 amino acids)
Biological process (GO): proteasome-mediated ubiquitin-dependent protein catabolic process; multicellular organism development
Cellular component (GO): cytoplasm
Molecular function (GO): ubiquitin protein ligase activity; ubiquitin conjugating enzyme binding; zinc ion binding
Source: RefSeq, a predicted model, not a curated record